Messenger RNA from Penaeus chinensis, 2873 nucleotides. RefSeq lists its product as uncharacterized. NCBI's taxonomy places the organism in Eukaryota, Metazoa, Arthropoda, Malacostraca, Decapoda, Penaeidae. Bases 161 to 2800 code for a protein of 879 amino acids. The transcript is spliced from 7 exons. The record is from RefSeq and is a predicted model, not a curated record.
GCCGAGGAGAGGUCGCUGAUUGAGCGCAUCAGCACCUUCCAAACACUGGUUGUUUUUAAUAUGUUUGCUGUCGAUAUUCAAUGCAGAUGAAAACCUGUUUCGUCCAUUUCAGUCGAUCUUCAAAUUCACCCGGAAAGAUACCAGGGUGUGUGUGACCGAGAUGGCACUCUUUUCGGUCGUGUUGGCUGUGGCACUCUUGACGACGAGGGCAUGGUCGACCCAAGAUGAUCUAGGAAUGAAGGAUACCCAUGGUGACCCGCAAGGAGGACUGACCUUCAUUCUCCCCGCGGCGUAUAAGGACCCAAAGACGCAUCCAGGAACCAGGACCAGAAACCCUUUUCUCCGACGGAAGUCCUUCCCGGAGCCCGAUAUAGUCGUCAGGUAUAUUGACGGCCAUGAGGAGGUCUUCGAGGAGGACCUUCAGGAGCAUGACUUCGACGGCGAGAGGGUCCGGCGUCAGGUGGAGUCGUCGAAAGAGGCAGAUGGCGAAGCUCGCUCUGGGGCAGGUCCUCCUCGCGUGUUCGAUCUCGGCGAGACGGCAAACGGCGGAGGGAAAGCGGUGUAUGGAGGCGCAGAAGGAAAGAGCGGAAGUUACAGUUCGGAUGAUGACGUGAAGGAGGGAGGCAAAACUACUGAAGGAGCAGAGCAGGAAACUUCCCAGAUCGACGUCACUACAGAAGCCAUUAGCCAAGCCAGCGUCGAUCAUGGGGAGAACGAAACCAGAGUUCUUGGCGUGACAGACGCUAGCAACGAAAAUCGCUCUGUACAAAACGACCAGCUUACACACACCACUGACGAAGCCGAAGGAUUAAGAACCGAAGCAGAAACGACCACAGUCAAGCGAGACCGACAGAGGGAACACCCACCCCCCGGUAGAGAGUUACCCGACGUGCAGGAAAUGUCAUCGUCGCUCGGCUUCUCCAUCCGCCAAUAUUACCAAGACCUUCUCAGCUAUUACUCGCUUUACCAGGCGCCAAGCAACCACCUGCUGCUUGAUCAAGAGCGUGCGGUUUACGAGGCACCCGGAGCUGAGUCUGGGAUAAACGCACACACUACCUACCAGCAGAACCUCCCUCAUUACUACGUGGUCUAUCCCUACGGCUCGAACUGGGCGCCGGCAGGAGGGUCCUCGCUGAUGCAAAACUUCCGUUCAUCGGUUUCUGAGGCGGCCGGGAGUGACGUUUACCGGCUCACCAUGGACCGGCUGCAGGAGGCUCUUCGGGCGCCCAUUGACCAGCCGGACGACGAGGAAUCCCCACACAGUUCCGCCAGGCUUCCAACGAACCCCAGCGACCCUCCAGCGAGCCCCGACGAACCGCUAGUGAAACCCGAGAACCUUCCAAUGAACCCUAGCGAACCCCCAACGAACCCCCAAGACCCGCCGUCAGCUCUGAAGGAGUUUCGAACCCCGUCUCGCAUUCCGAACCAGCUGCGGACUCUCUUCUCCCGUGUUGGCCACGGAUCCUCUCGCGCAUGUCAGGCAGGGAAAUGUGAGGCAGAUGGAGACGCAAAGACAAUGGUACUGGGGAACGAGAGAGGGGGUGAUCCUCUGGCUGGAACCCUUGGCGGAGUAUUGAGAUACACGCAGCCGUUCAUGUACACUUUCCCCCUCUCUCGCCGGGGUCUGUCCUGGCCUUUUGGUUACGACCUGGCACGCAGUCCGGUCUAUUACCCGUCGACGCACCUCAUUAGCCCUCAUUGGCAGAACAGUCCUUCCGCGCAUGAUAGUAAUCCUUCCUCUCACUCGGACAACCCUCUCUCUUAUUCAAGCAGUCCUUCCUUGCACACAAACAACCCUGCCUCACACACGGACAAUCUUUUUUCACACACAAACAAUCCUCCUUCACACGCAAACAAACCUUCCUCUGAGACAAAUCCUCCCUCUCACGCAAAUAUCCUUUCCUCUGACACAAACCUCCCUGCCUCACACGCAAACAAUCAUUUCCAACACCAUGGUAACCCUCAUUUCAGCGAUCCUUCCUCGCGCUCUACACCGCAGGAGUUGGACGAUGAUUCUCGAGGAUCCUCAGUGGAUUCCCAUUCCGAAGAAAAGCUUGAGUCGCGAGACCGAGAGUUCGCUUCAGGACGCAGACCCUAUGGUUCUUACACUCCCUCGAAUGAACAUAAAGGGACGGUUCAAGAUAGCCGGAGUGGAAAUGGCGCCUGGGACACGACGCGCCUGGCCUACGACUCCCUUUCACCUUCGAAUCGCGAUCACCAGGCCUAUAGGUUCCACACAGAGAGUGACGUAACAGGUUUACCUCCUCGUGAAAAAGCGGCAACUGAUAAUCGCUUUCCCUAUGAUUUACAGUUAGGGUAUAACAUGUACACAAUUAACACAGGUGGUGGCCCUCCAACUAAUGCACGUGUCUUAGUGUCGCACUCAGAGCUUCAAUCCUCCGUGAAGCCUAACACACGUGACAUUGAAAAGAAUCGCGAAUACAGAGCGAAUGAGAGAUCACAGAUUGUUCUCGCAGAUCCUAAAGGAUAUGAAACCCAGGUUCUCACUGGAAACCAAGCAAGGUACGAAACGCAAGGAGACAAUGAUGAAAAGGUAUCUGGUGGCCAAGGAAACUACCAGCUAAGGGGGAUAACCGGAUCUAACCAACCAGUGUACGGCUAUCGUUGGGUUUCAGAUGAUCGUACGGAACUCAAUGAUGAGCAGGCAUACUACGUAUCCAUUGCAGAACAGGACGCGAUGGAUCCAGCUGAGCCAGAUCCUGUGCAGCAAGACAGACGCCAAAGAAAUCACGAGGCAUUGUAUCCUUUCCUCAUUCUCCAUCACGGGCAAGAGCUCUAGUUUUAUUCAUAUUAGUUUUAAGGUUGUGAUUUUAGUAUUGAUGCACAUUUCCCGUAUUUUAAUAAAUAAUAUA